Molecule: messenger RNA, 3144 nt
Organism: Lycium ferocissimum
Lineage: Eukaryota; Viridiplantae; Streptophyta; Magnoliopsida; Solanales; Solanaceae
Product: ribonuclease II, chloroplastic/mitochondrial
Exons: 14
Coding region: 11-2398 (795 amino acids)
Biological process (GO): mRNA catabolic process
Cellular component (GO): P-body; exosome (RNase complex)
Molecular function (GO): RNA binding; 3'-5'-RNA exonuclease activity
Source: RefSeq, a predicted model, not a curated record
ACAUGACAUCAUGUCCAAGUAUCAGAACCACCCAUUUCUAGCUUCCACAUCCAUGGCGGUUCGCGCCAUGAACACCUGCGUUAUUUUCCGCUCCGCCGCAACGCCGCCGUUAGUCCGAUUAACCACCGCCUCUUCUCGACAUAAAAACCGUUCGAAUUCACAUUCAUUUCUCCGUUAUCCUCUCAUCAGCCACGUGGCAAUUCGGAGUUAUUCAGUUGUCGAAAUGGUCAUGGAAGAACUUGCUUCUAUACGUAAACGUGGCGGCAGAGUUCGAGCUACUAGCAAGCUGGAAUUAGCAAGCACAGGAGAGCUGCUUGAGGAUAAGUUGAAAAAAGGGACACUACAAAAAGGAUUAUUGCUGGAGUUUAAGAAGGAUUCUGAAAGGUUGUUGCUAGCAGUUGCUCUUAAACCUGAUGGAAAAAAGAAUUGGAUGGUCUCCGAUCAGAAUGGGAUUACAACCUCCAUUAAGCCACAACAAGUAACUUUUAUUGUUCCUGGUGUUGAAAACUUUGAGCCCACAGAAGUAUCAGAAUUUGUGCAGAAAGCUCAUGAUAACUUGGAUCCAGCACUGCUUGAAUUUGCGUGGAAUGAGCUUGUCGAGAAAAAUAAAUCAGUAACAGUUCAGGAACUAGCUGAGAUGAUUUUUGGUAGUGCGGAGCCUCUUGAGACCUAUUGCGCCCACCUGCUAUUAUCAAGAGAUGAGGUGUACUUUUCAGUUCUGGAGUCGAAAGGUCUUUCUGUAUAUGGACCUCGGACUGCUACCCAGGUGGAUGAAUUUUUGCGAAGGAAGCUUGCUAAACAGGCAGCUGAGAAGGAGUUUGCGGAACUUAUACAGUUAUUGCGAUCUGCUAAACAAAUGCCUCCUCAGGACAAACCCCCAAGAUCGUCCUGGAAGACUGAAGAGAGAACUUGGCGCAGGAUAGAAUCUCUUGAAGCUUUUGCCAUUGAUUUUUGCAAAAACGAAGAUCAAACGAAAACAGCUGGGAUGAUUUUGAAGGCCAUGGGACUAGCGAAGACUUCAUCUGCAGCAAUGAAUCUCCUCAUAGAUAUUGGGUAUUUUCCUGUACAUGUGAAUCUUGAUUUGUUGAAGUUAAACCUCCCUACUGAUCAUCGAGACGAGAUUCUGUUGGCCGCAGAGAGUCUUUUGUCUGCAUCAACAGACCUUGAUGAGGCUGAUAGAAUAGACCUGACUCACCUGAAGGUUUACGCGAUUGAUGUUGAUGAGGCUGAUGAGCUUGAUGACGCAUUGAGUGCAACAAGGCUGCAGGACGGACGGAUUAAAAUCUGGAUACAUAUUGCAGAUCCUACUAGUUUAGUUCAGCCAGGAAGCAUAAUAGACAAAGAAGCAAGAAGAAGAGGAACUUCAAUAUUUUUGCCUGGUGCAACAUAUCCAAUGUUCCCUGAAAGGUUGGCCAUGGAAGGCAUGAGUCUGAAGCAAGGAAAGCUGUGUAAUGCUGUUACUGUUUCCGUUGUGCUGCGGUCUGAUGGAAGCAUUGCAGAAUACUCGGUGGAAAACUCAAUCAUCAAACCAACAUAUAUGUUGACAUAUGAGAGUGCAACAGAGCUCCUUCAUUUGAAUCUGGAAGAAGAGAUUGAAUUGAAAAUUCUUUCUGAAGCAGCUGCACUCCGGUUAAGAUGGCGUCGAGAACAGGGUGCUAUAGACACGGCCACCUUAGAUAACCGAAUUAAGGUGACUAAUCCAGAUCAUCCAGAGCCAUCAAUCAAGCUGUAUGUUGAAAACCAGGCUGAUGCCGCUAUGAGGCUUGUUACUGAGAUGAUGAUACUCUGUGGGGAAGUUAUAGCCACUUUUGGUUCGCAUAACAACAUCCCUUUACCAUACCGAGGACAGCCUCAAUCUAAUAUCGACACGUCUGCAUUUGCACACCUUCCAGAAGGACCCGUCAGGAGUGCUGCUAUUGUUCGAACUUUGCGUGGCGCUGAAAUGAAUUUCAGGAAUCCUAUACGCCAUGGGGUGUUGGGACUUCCAGGCUAUGUUCAGUUUACCUCCCCUAUUCGAAGAUAUAUGGAUCUCGCAGCCCAUUACCAGGUAAAAGCCUUUCUUAGUGGAGAUUCUUCUCCCUUCUCAGCUGGUGAGCUGGAAGGCAUUGCGUCUACAGUAAACAUGACAACCAGAGUUGUAAAGAGGCUCUCCAGCAGCAGUCUUCGUUAUUGGACAUUGGAAUACUUGAGAAGGCAACCGAAAGGAAAACGGUAUCGUGCCCUGGUCCUUAGAUUCGUCAAAGACCGAGAAGCUGCAAUACUGUUGACGGAGAUUGGAGUUCAUGCUUCUUCACGGGUGUCUAAUGGUGUACAAAUUGGUGAUGAAGUACAUGUGCAAGUUGAAGAAGCUCAUCCACGUGAUGAUGUUCUCACUCUUAAGGAGGUUGAGGCGGUAUAGGAUAUUUGUUUGUGGAAACCGGAGAGCUUAUGAUGGAGACAACCAUACCUAACAUUUCGUUGCAACAGUUAACAGAAUAGUUCCUUGUGCAUGUGUUUAGAUAACUUCUCUCUAAUGUGGGCUUUCAAAGAGUUCAUACCUUGGAAUUGAAAUAUCAUUACAACCAGUGUCAGUUGAGGGCCUCAAGAAGCUCUUAUAAUAAUUCUCAUGUCAAUGACAAGUUAUAGUUGAUCUACAUGUUGGAGAUGCAAAAACAUAAGGCCAAUUACGUUUCUCACUGUUGUCUAUGUUUGAGCUUUGGAAGUGCUGAUAAUAUCUGGACAGCCUAAUUGAGUAUCAAUCAUCUAUAUUUUGAGGUUUGACUGAGCUGUACAGAUUUUGGUCAAUAUGUACCAGUUUUCGAUCAGUCUCUUUUGUCUCAUAUCAUCAAGUUCAGUGAUGGUCGGGAUUUCAUAGAGGAUAGGAUUUGUUGUUACUUUGUUACGCGAAUAUAAGCAAAGUGAUCCCAGAAGGAAGAGAGGAAAAGGAUACAACAUACAUGUAUGUAAAUGCAUUAAGGUUCAAUUUCCUACAUAUCAUACCCAUUAUGUCUUCAUCCCGUGCACUAUUCUUUGAUUGUUGAACCUCAUUGCCUUUAUGGAGCCACAAAAUGUAAAAGGUAUUUCUCAUUCUUUGCAUUGAACUUUCCCAAUGCAAGUAAAAAAUGCAUGGAUUGUAUAAGUUUAAUCCUUUAAACUGUUCAUUUU